AUGGUUUCCGCUUACGGAACAUCAUCGCAAUACGUCCACAAAGAAGACGGGAAGCACGAGAUCGUACACCAUGGACAUGAUCACCACGACUACUAUACCCACCCUAAGUUUGAGUUCAAGUACAAAGUGGACGACGACCAUACGGGCGACCACAAAUCGCAGCACGAGCACCGCGACGGUGACGUCGUCAAGGGCCACUACUCACUGCACGAGCCUGACGGCUCCGUCAGGGACGUGCACUACCAUGGCGACCACCACAGCGGGUCUGCAAACGAGCAGACGGAUUACCUGAUGUUUAUUGCUCUCGUCGCCUUUCUAGGCGCCUGCCAAGCUGUGGAACAUGCUUAUUCCUCACAAAGCAUUGUCCUUCACCACGAUGAUCACCACGACUACCACCACCAGGGACAUGAUGAACAUCACGGCCUAGGUCAUUACCAUGACCAUGACGACCACGACGAACAUCACGGUCACGAGUUGCAUCACGAACAUGAGAUUCAUCACGAACAUGAAGUGCAACAUGGGCAUCACGAGCACAAAGUAGAACACAACGUUGAGCACAAAGUGGAGCCUAAGAAGGAGCACAAAGUUGAACCCAAAAAAGAACACAAAGACGAUCACAAAGUUCAGCCUGAGAAAGAGCACAAAAUUGAACAUUCAGUAGAACAUAAAGUGGAACAUUUUGUUGAGCAUAAGAUUGAACACACAGUCGAGCCCAAAAAGGACCACAAAGUUGAGCCCAAGAAAGAACAGAAACCUGACCCCAAAAAAGAACAGAAAGUUGAGCCUAAAAACGUAGAGUAUAAACCAGCCAGAAUCAUCCCAGUGGUCGAGAAACAUGUCGAAAUAAUCCCUGUGGCUGCUGCCUCAAAAAUUGUUCCCGUAGCGCAUUAUGUGCAGAGCGCACAUAAGAAGGAAUCUCAUGAAGAACACAAGCACGCUAUCUCUUCACAACAUAUUUCCCGUCAUGACAUUCCCGCCCAACCCCCCAAGGACUUUGACGACCAAUCUGGUCCUGCUAAGUAUGAGUUUGAAUACCAAGUGAAAGACCCUCACACUGGUGACCACAAGUACCAGCACGAGCACCGUGAUGGGCACAAAGUGAAGGGAGUAUACAGCCUGCACGAGGCUGAUGGCUCCAUCCGUACCGUGGAGUACGCAGCUGACAAGCACGCCGGUUUCUCCGCCGCCGUCAAGCAAACUACGAAGCACAUUGAGCAUCACCACUAA
Messenger RNA from Spodoptera exigua (beet armyworm), 1227 nucleotides. Lineage: Eukaryota; Metazoa; Arthropoda; Insecta; Lepidoptera; Noctuidae. The record is from the annotation of a GenBank genome assembly.